Mycosarcoma maydis (corn smut) is the source of this 672-nucleotide messenger RNA. RefSeq lists its product as uncharacterized. The transcript has a single exon. The record is from RefSeq and is a predicted model, not a curated record. Bases 1 to 672 code for a protein of 223 amino acids. Lineage: Eukaryota; Fungi; Basidiomycota; Ustilaginomycetes; Ustilaginales.
AUGAAGCUCUUGCCCAUACAGACGAUGGUACUGCUAUCACUGAUUACUUUUGUCUUAGGGCUACCGCUGCCGAUGUACAUCAAUUCGAAGGAGGAACAGGGCGUUCCGAUGCUGGACCAAGCCUCUGAACGAGUUUCUAGCCCCGCAAGCAGCUCAAACAUAUCCCAACGCCCCCUUAUUGCUCUCCCGCAAACCAUUGCUUACGAAUCGCCGGAUGAUCAGUCAUGGCUUCCUAAGCAAGCAAAGAAGCUCAAGAAAUCGCUGUCGUUUUCUGGCAAGAUGAAAUCAGACAGCGCGAUGGAGCGAAUGCUCAAUGAUCGUUCCAGUCACGCAAGGAUCGACGAAUCUGUAGACACACUCACGAGGGAGCCGACGAAGAUCUCAGGUCUGCAGGCCAUUCAACUUCCGGAAGAUCGGGCAUAUGGCAGCCAGGCGUUGGCAGUGAUGACGAGUCGAGAAAAGUCCUUCUUGGCAGUCGACAAACGCGGUCGAGUCUGGUUCUUCAAUGCAAAACGGGAUCCAACCGGCAAGGUUUAUUUCACAUACAAUGGCAAUCUGAAAGAAGGACAUGACGACUCGAUUAGACAGGCUGUCAUGAACAGUGCCACCAAAAAUACUGGAGCGGCAAGGAGACUGUCUUUCGAGGAGUUAAGGUACAUUCGUGGCCCUUGA